Molecule: messenger RNA, 1596 nt
Organism: Mycena indigotica
Lineage: Eukaryota; Fungi; Basidiomycota; Agaricomycetes; Agaricales; Mycenaceae
Product: MYND-type domain-containing protein
Exons: 3
Coding region: 1-1596 (531 amino acids)
Biological process (GO): regulation of DNA-templated transcription
Molecular function (GO): zinc ion binding; sequence-specific DNA binding
Source: RefSeq, a predicted model, not a curated record
AUGCAUGACUCGCUCCGGCUCUCAAAGAUGCACAGGUUGCCCGUGCGGCUGAAGAUUGCGGCGGAAAAAGUCCUCAGUCGCGGGGCGGGCAUGAAGGAGGCGGUGGAAGUACUUGCUGUGGCAGGCAGGACCACGGAGCACAGCGCACUACUCCUCCCGGUGUUCUACGCCAUGCUCGAUACCGCUGUCAUCCCCGAGCUUCGCGCGCCGGGCUUUGUCGACGAGAACAUCGACACCGCCCGGAGGCAUGCGACGUGUGCGGUUUGGGGCAUUGACGGCGUACAGCGCGUGACGCACGUGAUUACCGUCGCUGCGUUCUCUGACAUAUGGCGCCGCUGCUGGCCGUGGGUUGAAUUCCUAACCGAAUAUUCAAUGGUGCUUGCGCUUCCGUCGUCAUCCUUGCGCACCGACACUGCGACCCCGCCGGGGGAGCUGCCAGCGCUGUGGCUGCGACUUUUGACGCGCCUCCUGGCCCUCUGUGUCACGCUGGAUAGUGCUGUCAUCGGGCAGACACGGGGAUUCCGCGUCCUGCUUGGGGAGGCAUGGGCACAUGUGGUGCACGUGGAACCCGAAGAUGCGGCAUGCUUGCAGGAUGUUGCUGUGUCGCUGACGCUCAUCAUGCGCUCUGCAGACACAGACAUCAUCGGGGACAUCGCAGAGGGCGCCGGAGGGAAGCAGGCGCUGGCUACGGUCAUUGUGGGUGACCUGUGGAAUUCAUGGCCAGAUGGCACAGAGCCUGCCUCCUCUGCAAGUCUCCGCCGUGCCACCAGCCUCUUUGCCUUCCUGCGACUCGCACUCGACAACGGCUUGACGGAGGAACUCCAGGGAGAGGAGAUCGUCGCUGGGCUGACCAUUGCAUGCGCCUCUUUGAGUGUAGCGACACGUGCGGAUGGCAUGCGGACCGAGCUCAUGAACGAUGCGCUGUCACUUCUUGUCCAGGUGCUCGAUGGGCCGUGGCCGCAGGUGCGCGUUGCGGAAGCCAUCGAGACAGGGCUCUUUGCUGUCCUCCAUACAAUGACCCGCUGGUCAUCGCCCGCCAACACAACCUUGCUCAUCAAACUUUUCCGCGAUACACUACCUCCAUUGCUGCCACUCCGCCCCGUCGCAGCAGUACUCCAGGAAGCACUCCUAGAGGUGCGCGACAUGGACUCUGCCAUGUGCAUCCAGUCACCUGAACGCUCUUCGUCCCCUAACCUCCGCUAUUCGCCAUCCGAGUCCGGGCCCAACCCGAGACCUAGCAUGUCCUGUACCGCAGACUCGGAGCAUCCCGACGCCAACCACGUCGACGCGCACUUUGCGCUGCUCCCGGAGCAACACUCACCACAAAGCAUCUCCACCGGCGCCGGCCCAGGUCCGCUCGGCGCCGAACCGACAAUGACCGACGACCCGCCGCCGCUGCCCUCCGUCCGGGUCACGCUCCGCCCGUGCUGCUUCAACUGCUGGACGACGGAAAGCAACACGUGGCGCCGCAGUAGACUCUCCGUCGGCAAGAUCGUCUGCAUCGAGUGCGGUGUUUUCGAGCGUAAGCACUCCCGCCCCCGGCCCGUGCAGUUUCCCUGUGUGCCGCCCAUUGGCUUGGUGGCGACCAAGACGUAG